Molecule: messenger RNA, 4155 nt
Organism: Cyprinus carpio (common carp)
Lineage: Eukaryota; Metazoa; Chordata; Actinopteri; Cypriniformes; Cyprinidae
Product: homeobox protein Hox-A5a-like
Biological process (GO): anterior/posterior pattern specification; regulation of transcription by RNA polymerase II
Cellular component (GO): nucleus
Molecular function (GO): DNA-binding transcription factor activity, RNA polymerase II-specific; RNA polymerase II cis-regulatory region sequence-specific DNA binding
Source: RefSeq, a predicted model, not a curated record
CGGAUUGUUUUGUAGGCUCUCGAACGAUCUUUGAUGUCAUGUAAUAGGCUACUGCACACAAUUAUUAGAACGUUUUAGAUAUUCACUUAGGUUUGUUUGUUGUUCUGGGUGGAGAGGUCGUCGUUGGUUGUCCACAAGAUAGACUAUGUCUACUGUUGUUCAUUAAAAAAUGAAGGCUGAUUAAUUAAAGAUAUUUGGAACAGAUUUUACUGCGUAAGCAAAACAGUAUUUGUAUUUGAGGAAGUACCUCUGGGAGAGAGUUGUGCAAUUCAGUAUGUCGAUGUAACAGUUUGUUGAAUUUGAAGAUGAUAUCCUAAGCAUUCAGUGCAUCACACUUCGGUUAAGGGAAGAGCUGUGGUGUCAGUGUGGUCCUUGUUUCAGAAAAUUUUGAUGCUUCGAGCAAUAAUAAUAUUGUCUUAUAUUUGUAAUAAGGGUCUAGGUCAUGUUUUUAGACUUAACAGAUCAUUGAAAAAUACAGUCUUUUACCAAAAAGCUUCAUAUAAUAAGUACGUGUACAAUAAAAAGACAGACUAUGUAGUCACCUGCAGGGCAACUGCAAAAUUACACCUACACGUAUUAGAGACUAUAGGCCAUAUAUGUACAAUAUGCGGUUGGUUUUACAGUGGGAUUUUAACAUUUCAAUUAAAAUUCCAUUCCAAUUUUUUAAAUUUCAUUUCAUUUAUUUGUUUAUUUUUUUCAGCAAGCCGAGCGUAGAAAUCUUCCAGAACGCUCUUAAGGUGACCUAUAAGAUGUUUAAUUUAUAUGUAAAAUCUAUAAAUACAAAGGAACACAAUAAGAGCUGGGCAUAAUUAUGUAGCUUUUCUGUGUUAAUGACGAGUUAAAUGGUUGUACAUGAAAACCACCGCUAGGUGGUGAUCUACCACUUUGCUGGCUGCACAAGCAGGAUAAAGCUCGAUUUUUGAAGCUAACCAAUCAAUGCAACAGAUGCUGGAAUGUGAAGUUAAACGGCAAGGAAUAAGACCUGAUCCUAUAGAUUCCAGAUCCUUCAAAAUGUUUACUUUUCCUAGCAUUGACAUUAUACAGAAAAUGGUCUUAUCAGGUUUUUUGAAACUUCUACAAACCUCUUGGUAUUGCAACAAUGUCACAGUUUGCAUGUUGAAUUUCUGAAAAUUAAGUGUUUAUUUAAUCUGUUUUGUUUAAUCUAAUGGAAUGUAUCCAUUGUAUAGACUGUUUGUCUCGUUCUGAACAGUCAAUUUCUGUGAGUUUUGUUAAUUUAGUUUUGUUAAGCCAUGUGUGGGCUAUAAACACAAAAUAUGUAAAUAAGUUUACUUGUAUUCGGUGUCAUUAAAUAGUUUUUUUUUUAUGUUUGAUUUUUAUAACAACGUUUUCGCACCACAUUUCACAUUUAAACUGAAGAAGACUGGCAGAAAGCAGAAUGAACGAAGCCCGGCCUCAUGAAAAUGCGAAUCAAUAGCACGAUUUUAGGUUUCUACUUGGCGUGCUGUUUAUACGCAGAAAUUAACUUUGGCGUGCAUGUAAUACACACGUGUUUGACGUACAGAUAAUACGCACCUACCCCACACCCUAAUCCUAAACAUUGCAUAUCAUAUGUAGGCCAAAGUCAAUUUCUGCGUAUAGAUAUACGCCAAAUAGAAACAUAAACUCGUGGUAUUGAUACGCACAUUCAUGAGAUCGGGUUAUCUUACCGGAGCUGUCGGGUCUUCAGGUGCUGAACUAGGGCCGAAAAUAUCCAAUAUCUCCAGGACUCUAGCAGUGAAUUAAAUUUUUCCCACAGUUUCAUUUGUUCAGACUAUUUAUUCAUUAAUUUAUUUGCAACAUUUCUUGUUUACUAAGUGCAAUUUUAUCAAUAUAUUCCAGUUUACUUCAAACUAAAAUGAGCUGUUUGUCAGAUCAAUUUAGGUUUUCGUUAAUAAAUGAACGUUUCUACAUAUUGCUUAGGUUGCCAUGUCUGUUACAAAAAGUGUUUUUAUUAAAAGUGUUUGACCAAGACCAGCUACUUUGUCGCGCUUAGUUCUUUUCAUCAUCAUAACAUUACAUCAGAUGCUGAUUCCCCCCAAUUCAAGGAAACGGGCACAACACAAGAAAUAGUAUGAAAGCUGUUUUUUCUGUAACCGUUUUAUAUUGCUUUAGAAUUCAGAGACAUUUUCUCUGUUGCUUUUAAAAACAGUAAUUUACAAGUAAAUGAACUUAAAUCCUAAAGUAAGUUAUAAGAUAUGGCAAGUGUUUUAUGUUGUAGAGGGUCUCAUUAAUCGUUUCUUUUUGAAGACAUAAAUAUUGAGAAUUGAACUAAAUCAAAAAUUAAAAAAACAAAAUCCUGUUUUCAAACCAAAUAGGUAGGCUAUUAUGAGGAAUUAUUAUGAGUAUUUUAAUUGGGUAUGCAAUACUUGAGAAUCAAUUAAUUUAUUUGAUGUGUUCUUGUUGACUAUUGUUUAUUUCAAACAUCUAGUUACGUGUGUUUUUGAAUCUACUAAAUCUGUUAGACAAUCUGCUGCGCGUUUUGUGUGCAGGUCACGGCGCAUCGUUUCAGAAGAUACAAUUUUUCUACUGCAGAGUCGUUACCCUUUGAAUGACCCCAUCGCGUGCUCGCCUCCAGUCUGAUGGUAUAGGUAGUCCCGCCUGUAACCAGAGGGUGGCGCGCCGCUACAAUCUUGCAGAACACACAACAGCUAGUUCGGUGAAACUCUUGUUGCGCGUUCCCGUGUCCAAACAAUUCCAUCCUGAUUUCCUGCUUACGCGUGAGUUUACCGCUGGAGGUCACAAAAUAGGAUUUACGACUGGUCAACAAAAACACGUGACUCUAAGCCUUACCCCAUAUUUGGGAGUCUACGUAAGGGAGCAUUAAGUCUGUGUCUAACUCAUUUCCAUAAUUCAUCAUAAAUUGUGCAAGGGUGCAAUAGAUGCUCCAAACCAUCAAGAGACACAAAUCAAACACGCACGGUAGAAUUGUUCUCUCCAUAAAGGUAGUUGUAGUAACUAAAAAUAAUUAUAAGAUAACUGUCAAUCAAUGAGCUCAUAUUUUGGGAACUCAUUUUGCGGUCACUAUCCAAAUGGCGCGGACUAUCCCUUACAUAACUAUGGAGAUCAUAGCUCUAGUGGCCAAUGCGGAGAUUCUCCGGGCAUGCAUUCGGGCAGGUAUGCUUUUGGUUACAAUGGAAUGGAUCUUAGCACCGGGCGCUCUACCACCGGACACUUUCUCUCGUCUGGUGAGCGAACUCAAAGCUACACAGACAGUCCAGCUGCGACGCCUGUCCGGUACAAUCAACCGGUUACCGCGAGCAGCGCUGAGAUUUCCUCUGACCCUCUCCCCUGCCCAUCCUUAGCCAACUCUCCUGUCAGCGAGCAGUCACACCGCGCCCUGAAAACCUCACUACCGAGCACCGCUGGCUCUGCGACCAACAGCAUCGGGACGGUUCUCAGUCGCGAGGACGUUUCUAAAGCGUCCAGCACUAUGGAGGAAGAAAAGCCACCGGGAAGUGCCCAGACAGCGGCACAGAAUGUAUCUGACGCGCCGCAGAUUUAUCCAUGGAUGCGAAAACUUCAUAUAAGUCAUGACAGUUUGACCGGACCGGAGGGGAAAAGGCCCAGGACAGCCUACACACGCUACCAGACACUUGAGCUUGAGAAGGAGUUCCACUUCAACCGGUACCUGACACGUCGCCGUCGUAUUGAGAUUGCACACACGCUCUGUCUCUCAGAGAGGCAAAUCAAAAUAUGGUUUCAAAACCGCAGAAUGAAAUGGAAAAAGGACAACAAGUUGAAGAGUAUGAAUAUGGCGGGUGCAGGAAGCGGAUACCGGCAGUGAAAAUGUAUAUAUAUGUUGUAUAUGUGCAUAUAUAAAUUAAAUCUGUUAGUGUUUGAAUGUAUGUGUGUCUGUAUGUGUGAAUGUAGGUAUGUGUGUAUGUUUCCUUAUUCUAAGUGUGUGUUCGACAAGGGGAUGAAGACUUUGCCCAUUUCACAAAAGAACUUUCCACUGGUCUUGAAAGAGUGAACGCCCUGAGUUGCGUCCUUGGUCAGAAAAAAAAAAAUAAAACAAACACUUCCUCUCUGUGUCUUCAUGUAAUGUUGCGUAUGUGGAUAGAUCAUUGCAUUGUCUUAGAAAUGCCACAUGAAGGUGUAAAUUAAUAUAACACGUAGGCUAUUGACGAAAAAAAAAAGUUUCUGAAAGGUGCAUUU